Sceloporus undulatus (fence lizard) is the source of this 4231-nucleotide messenger RNA. It is a transcript of the gene THRB, whose product is annotated as thyroid hormone receptor beta. The transcript has 10 exons. Gene Ontology annotation, biological process: positive regulation of transcription by RNA polymerase II; retinoic acid receptor signaling pathway; thyroid hormone receptor signaling pathway. Bases 474 to 1583 code for a protein of 369 amino acids. The record is from RefSeq and is a predicted model, not a curated record. Gene Ontology annotation, molecular function: nuclear receptor activity; zinc ion binding; RNA polymerase II cis-regulatory region sequence-specific DNA binding. NCBI's taxonomy places the organism in Eukaryota, Metazoa, Chordata, Lepidosauria, Squamata, Phrynosomatidae.
UUCCCCUCCGCCUGCCUGCCUGCUUGCCUGCCUUGCCGGUGGGGCGGGCGCGGAGGGGAAACCAGGUCACGGCUCUUAGACAGAGAGAAACCGGUUGGGAAGCCCAGGGCUUGGAGGGGGAGGAUGGAGGGAAGUGCCUCCUCGACUCAGGUGCUGCUGCUGCUGCUCAACUGAGAAGGCGGCCAACAAGAGGACUUCCGCGGCAGCAGCAGCAGCAGCACCAACUGGGGUUCUUGCUCCUUGGACCACACUCUGGAGAUGGCGAUGCUAAGAAGAGAAGACCUGUGAUCCCUGUUAUCUGCACUUAUAUUUGAAACAGAUAUGCUUUCUGUCAACAUCCUGCUGAUUCUUGUCUCCAGUUUACAGACUCAUUCUAAGCAUGCAAGAGAUUCCAGGACUUCGGCUUUCUGAUCAAAGUGACACUGGUGGAAAAGAGCAAUGAGAAUGACUACCUUUUGUUGAUUCCCAGCAGCAUGUCAGGGUACAUACCCAGUUACUUAGACAAGGACGAGCUGUGUGUGGUUUGUGGUGACAAAGCCACUGGGUAUCACUAUCGUUGCAUCACCUGUGAAGGCUGCAAGGGUUUUUUCCGAAGAACUAUUCAGAAAAAUCUUCACCCAACUUACUCCUGUAAAUAUGAAGGAAAAUGUGUGAUAGACAAAGUCACAAGAAACCAGUGCCAGGAAUGUCGCUUCAAGAAAUGCAUCUAUGUUGGCAUGGCAACAGAUUUGGUGUUGGAUGACAGCAAGAGGCUAGCAAAAAGGAAAUUGAUUGAGGAAAAUCGAGAGAAGAGACGUCGGGAAGAGUUGCAGAAAACAAUUGGGAUGAAACCUGAGCCAACAGAUGAAGAGUGGGAGCUUAUUAAAAUUGUUACUGAAGCACAUGUGGCCACCAAUGCACAAGGAAGCCACUGGAAACAAAAAAGGAAAUUUCUGCCAGAGGAUAUUGGACAAGCACCAAUAGUAAAUGCCCCAGAAGGCGGGAAAGUAGAUUUAGAAGCCUUCAGCCAGUUUACAAAAAUUAUCACACCAGCAAUCACGAGAGUGGUGGAUUUUGCCAAAAAGUUGCCUAUGUUCUGUGAGCUGCCAUGUGAAGACCAGAUAAUCCUUCUGAAAGGCUGUUGCAUGGAGAUCAUGUCCCUCAGAGCAGCAGUACGCUAUGACCCUGAAAGUGAGACUUUAACACUGAAUGGGGAGAUUGCAGUAACAAGAGGCCAACUGAAAAAUGGGGGUCUUGGCGUAGUAUCAGAUGCCAUUUUCGACCUGGGCAUGUCACUGUCAUCAUUCAACCUUGAUGAUACAGAAGUUGCCCUCCUUCAGGCUGUACUGCUGAUGUCUUCAGAUCGCCCCGGUCUCGUCAGUGUGGAACGGAUAGAAAAGUGUCAAGAGGGCUUCCUCCUGGCGUUUGAACACUAUAUUAAUUACAGAAAGCACCACAUUGCACACUUUUGGCCAAAACUGCUGAUGAAAGUGACGGACCUACGAAUGAUUGGAGCCUGUCAUGCUAGCCGCUUCCUGCACAUGAAGGUGGAAUGCCCAACAGAACUCUUUCCCCCUUUGUUCUUGGAAGUUUUUGAGGAUUAAAAAGAAAAAGACUGGAGAGGUUCUCAGAAUUCUUAUAGCACUACUGGGUGUCAUUUCAUUCCAUUGCCUAGUGUUUCUCCCCCAAUUCAUCCACCCACCCCACCCCAUGGUCCAUUCCCAUUUUUGUUACACCUUGUUUUUGGUUGGAGAAUUGUUUUUAAUAGGCACGGAUGAGUAUGUCCCUUCAAAGCGGGUACUUGUGAUGGUUGCAUAUUUCUGUGUUUUGUGUGUGUGUAUUUCAGUCCUUUUGAUGUGAAUCCUUGGAGAGUUUGAGAAUGAGAAUUUAAGUGAAUCAGUUUCAUUCACCAGCACUCAGGUGGUCACAAGCUCACACUCAUUGCUGUUUGGAGAGAGAUGACAAAAUAAGUGGAAGUGUCAGGAAAAUAUAUUUUUAAAUUCUGCCAUAUUUUAUACAGUAUUAAGUCAUUUUCAGGAAAUGAGACCUCCUAGAUGAGGUAUUUGGCUCAAACUACCAAGCGUUAGUCAUGCCCAAGUCCAACUGAAAUCAAAAGGACUUACAGAGCAAUCCUAUAUGCAUCUGCACAGAAAUCAGUCAUACUGAAUUCAUUGGGAUUUACAGUAUUCCCAGAAUUAUCUGUAUAGGAUUGCAGCCUUAGCCUUGCCUAACCUUCACUUGAUCAUACUGAUAGAUUCUAGACAUUAUUGGCUCUGCUUAAGAAAAUGGAUUUCCAUUUAGCCAAAGCUUUCCACCAUUGCCAUAAUUGCAUUCUUACUUUGAGAAAAAUCAGAAACUUUUGCACCUUUCAGUCUUUCUUAAAACCUAGUGGGUGAGCAAUGCUCCAAAAAUGUGAAGCAAGUCUCCUAUUUACUUUUGUUGUCCAUAUUUAUCUGGGGCAUGCAUGUGUGGAAGGCAGACCUACAAGAAUACGAACGGACAUUCUGAUUCUUCUUUAUACCAAGUCUCCUCAAACCAAUUUGAUAUCAUGUUAGAACACAGACAUUCAUCAUUCAACUUGCAUUAUUGUUUUUGAUUUGGUUUGGUUUUGGUUUCUGCAUGUUGAGCCUGAUAGCUUUGGCCUCAAUCCAUUCAUUUCUUAUUGAUAUAGGAAUCUGAUAGGCAGACAGAAAAUUCCAUUCUUUAAAGGCUGCUGUAUUGUUUUGAAUGGAGGCAUCAGGUACAGAGGAGCAUGAAUAAGGUGUACAUAAGUGUUUUGCAGAUGGCUUCCAGGUCUCGCUUAAAGCAAUGUAAAAAAGAAAAGGCGAGAUUUUAUCUGAAAGCUCAAAACACAUAAAUGUUCCCGGGGGGAAAAACAUAAUAGAAAAGGUGUAGUUCCCCCCCAAAAAAAGAAAAAUACUACAGGCUACUUUCAAAUUUCUGUUCUUUUCAGCUCUCCUGCUUUAUCCAAGCAAUAUAAAGCACAUUCCCACAAUCACUAUGGUGGUUUACUAUCCAUUUGUAGUGACUUUUUUUAUCAUCGUGGAUGUAACACUCAGAUGAUGAAAUUAUCAUCUGAAUUUUCCAUAGGGCCAGCUCUGAAGAUCACUUGUAUUGGUUGGCUUUAAAGGUUGUGCAGAUCCAUGUGCCCUGUAGGGCUUAAUCCAUUUUCUCUGAUGGCAAUUUUGAUGUACUGGGCAGAGAGGAGAGAGUGUAAGAUUCCCUCCCUCCCAUUGAUUUAUUAAUAAAAAACUGAUCAGUAGCAAGCAGGAAUCAUGACUUGGAAAGGUUUUAAUGGUAAAGACUUUAGGAGAUCUGCUAUUUCUGUUCUAAUAUACAGAGUUCCAGAAGCAUAUACCCUAUUUGUUACAAAUUGUUCCCAUUUUAGUGUGUUGUUCUGGAAAGGAGCUCAUUUUGAGUGGGGGAGCUCAGCUAAUGUUGCUUAUUUUCAAAGCAUGUUUUAUGACUCCUUUCACUCUGUGCGAUGCAUUGACAUAUCAGUAACUAAGAUGAUAGAUGCCUGUGUACAGACACUUAUGGCAACUGUAACUCAAGGCCAUGAGCCAAGGAAUUGGGCAUCCAUGCAGCUAAAGGGCUUGGGGCUUGAGUGUCUAAAUCAACAAUUCACAUGCCACAUGGUAAAUUUUGCCAGAAAGUUCAUGGAGCAGCAUGUACUGUACCAUGAAGUCUGCUGUUGCAAGAAAUGUUCCAGAGUACAAAGCCUGUGUAUUCUAUUCCAGACUGACAGCUAAAGCUCUAGAUCCAGAGCUAUAUUAUCCAUCAGUGGAAAAUCUUGCAGUCUGGUAGACUGUCACUAUGGACAAAAUAAGAAAUCACAUCUUUCCAGUAGGAAGCGAAAUUUAAUUCUAGGCCUGUUUAAAGCUUGAUGCAGCCUAAUGAUCUUGGUGGUUUCAAUAUGCCUGAUUUGUGACCUGUUGAUUAUCACCUAUGUAAUUAAAUGCCAAGGCAUACAAAAACAUUGUUCUAAAUGGACUGACUACUUUGGCCUUUCAGAUGUUUUUGGCAUACACUCUUCAUUCGCCCUAGCUAGGCUAGCCAGUGGGGAGGGGGAGAGGGAACUGAAGACCCCAAACAUCUGGAGGGCUACAGAUGCCCACCUGUCAUCUAGAGGAAGGGUUCGGGGAUGCUUUAAACACUUCUUCAAAAGCUAGAGAUUCAAUGUUGACUUAGGCCUGUUACAGACUGCCAAAAUAAAGCUGCUUUGGGUCUCUUUGGAGGCAUGCUAUUUAAA